AUGGCCCCUUCCACUUCCCCACUCCCAUCCACCCGCGCCACAUCACCCACCUCCUCUGCAGAGGAGCGCGAGUCCGGCAGUACCUCCUCUGGUGGCGCUACCACACCAGAGUCCGGCUCAUCUCCUGCGGUGGAAAAGACUCGUUCAGAAGCAGGCGAGUACCACAAGGACUUCCCUCCUCUGCCCGAGGAGCUCAAAGUCGAGCCUCUCCCAAUCGACGCCGGUACACCCGAUGCUUGGGUGCCCCGUGAUGAGCGCAUGGUCCGCCUCACCGGCAAGCACCCAUACAACUGCGAAGCUCCCCUCGCCGACCUCUGGAAUGCCGGUUGGCUCACACCGCAGCCGCUCUUCUACGUCCGUACCCACGGUGCUACUCCUCACGUCACAGCACAAGAGGCUAAAGAAUGGAAGGUGAAAGUCACAGGUCUUGUCAAGAGGCCGAUGGAAUUCACCAUCGAUGACCUGAAGCGUCUCUUCCCCACCGUGUCGGUGCCCAUCACAUUGGUGUGCGCCGGAAACCGACGUAAAGAGCAGAACAUGGUCGCCAAGGGUCUGGGAUUCAAUUGGGGCUCGGCAGGAGUCUCCAACGGUAUCUUCACCGGUGUCUACCUAGCCGACGUCCUCGACUACUGCAAGCCCAUUCGGCCCAUCGGCGCUUUCCCCUACGACCGCGACGUGCCAGGUCGAGCACGCCAUGUGUCCUUUGAGGGCGCGGACGAACUGCCAAAGGGCAAGUACGGCACCUCUCAACGUCUGCUUUGGGCACGCGACAGGAGCAAGUCUAUGCUCCUCGCGUGGGGUCUCAAUGGUGAACUCCUCUCGCCGGACCACGGCUAUCCGCUGAGACUAGUCGUGCCUGGACAAAUUGGAGGUAGGAUGGUCAAGUGGCUAGAGACCAUCGAAGUGAGCGAUAAAGAGUCGCAAGCCUACCUGCACUUCAAGGACAACAAGGUGCUACCCGCCUCGGUGUCUGCGGAUGAGGCUCGUUCUGAGGAAGGAGAGCACUGGUGGACAGAUCCAAAGUAUAUCAUCAACGAGCUCAACACAAACGCCUCCAUUACUGUCCCAAAUCACGAUACGACAAUACCUCUUCCAGCUGAGGGAGAGGACGACACUGCCAUGACAAAGAUCUGUGGAUACGCAUAUACUGGCGGUGGUCGCCGUGUUCACCGAGUGGAGCUGUCAUUGGACGACGGUGCAACUUGGGAGUACCCAGCCAAGCUCAUCUAUCCCGAAGACAAGUACCGCGAGAUGCCACUAAAGAAGCACCCCUUCUACGGCACCCUCGACCUCAGCGAGACGGAAAUGUCCUUCUCGUGGUGCUUCUGGGAGCACGAGAUCAAGGUCUCCCGUCUCAGAGACUCUCCUGCUAGCUGCCUCUCCCUGCGUGCCACCGACGAGUCACUACAUGCCAUGCCCGACCGUCUGAUCUGGAAUGCUUACGGUAUGAUGAACAAUUGUCACUUCCGUGUCGGUAUCCACAACGAGAAUGGCAAGCUGAGGUUCGAGCACCCCACCCUGGCUGGUAAUGCCACUGGUGGAUGGAUGGGCAGGGUCAAUGAGGAGGGAGGAGACCCCCGCCACCCCAUCUUCAACGAGGCCGCGGCUGCUGCAGCGAACACUGCCGACAAACCCAAGAAGGAAAAGGUGGACGUGCAGGCUAUGAUGAUGAAGGACGAGAAGAAGGACAUCAUCAUCACUGCCGAGAUGCUCAAGGAGCAUGCCAACGAAGACACGCCCUGGUUCAUCGUCAAUGGUCACGUCUAUGACGGCACGCCCUUCCUCAAGCUGCACCCAGGUGGUGGCGAGUCGAUCACACUCGUGGCUGGAGAAGAUGCCAGUGAAGACUUUAUGGCCAUCCACUCGAUGGACGCCAAGCGCCAACUGUCCGAGUUCCACGUCGGCAAGCUCGCAGAAGGCGCUCUGGAGGGUGCUGCCGACGUCGUGGAGGGCGCAGAGCCGUCCAAGGUGUACCUCAAUCCCAAGCAAUGGAAGAAGAGCAAGCUCAUCAGCAGGACAGAAAUCUCCCACGAUUCGCGUAUCCUACGCUUUGGUCUGGACUACCCAGAGCAGGAGCUGGGUAUGCCCACGGGUCAGCACGUGUACAUGCGUGUGAAGCCUGAAGGCAGUGAAGAGGUAAUCCAGCGUGCCUACACUCCCUUCUCUGACAAUUCCCUCAUCGGUGCCAUCGACAUUCUCAUCAAGGUGUAUAUGCCCACCAAGGACUUCCCCACGGGAGGUAAAAUGACUAGUGUCCUCGAGAAGAUGCAAGUAGGCGAUGAGUUGGAACUCAAGGGUCCGCUCGGUGGCUUCACUUUCAUGGGCAAGUCAAUGGUGAGGUGGAAGGGCAGGGAGCGAAAAGUUCGCAAGAUGGCCCUCAUCUGUGGUGGAUCCGGUAUUACCCCCAUCUGGAGCACCAUCAAGGGUCUCAUCGACUGUGAAGAGUCCAAAGAGACAGAGUGCUGGAUGCUAAACGGUAACCGUACAGAGGCAGACAUUCUCGCAAAGGAGCACAUCGAUGCCCUCCGGGAGCGCUUCCUGGAACAGGGCAGACGCUUUGACAUCUGGCAUGUCCUGUCGGGCAAGACGGCCGACGACUGGAACGGGGGUAGAGGAAGGAUCAAUGUCGAUUUGAUGAAGAAGCACCUCCCGCCCCCGCCAAAGAAGAGGGAGAGCGACGAUGAGGAGCUAGAGGACACGCUGGCCCUCGUCUGUGGUCCUCCGGCGAUGGAGCACGCCGUCAAGGAGGGACUGGCAGAGUGCGGGUGGGACGUACCCAACACCGUCGUCUUCUUCUAG
Molecule: messenger RNA, 2799 nt
Organism: Microstroma glucosiphilum
Lineage: Eukaryota; Fungi; Basidiomycota; Exobasidiomycetes; Microstromatales; Microstromataceae
Exons: 2
Coding region: 1-2799 (932 amino acids)
Molecular function (GO): heme binding; molybdopterin cofactor binding; molybdenum ion binding
Source: RefSeq, a predicted model, not a curated record